GGUACCCUGACAGGCCCAACCAGACCGCGGUAGGAGCGAGAAAGGCAAGUCGGGCCUGCACGCCUCUUCCGCCCAGGGCCCGGAAGGGUGAUGUGGCUGGGGUUUCGCCGGCCUCACUAUGUCUGCCAUUUUCAAUUUUCAGAGUCUGUUGACUGUAAUCUUGCUGCUUAUAUGUACCUGUGCUUAUAUCCGAUCCUUGGCACCCAGCCUCCUGGACAGGAAUAAAACUGGGUUGUUGGGUAUAUUUUGGAAGUGUGCCAGAAUUGGUGAACGGAAGAGUCCUUAUGUUGCGAUAUGCUGUAUUGUGAUGGCCUUCAGCAUCCUCUUCAUACAGUAGCUUGGAAAAAUGCCAGAAUUCAGUUGCAAUCAGAUUUAAAUAUGAAAAAAAAAGGACUUACCUGCAGAAAAUAAUGGAAAGAAUGGUUAACCCUUUUAUCUCUGAACAUUGAAUGAGAUAAAUUUUCAGCUGCUGUUCUCUAUUUUUGUUAUUGGACCAAUGUUCUAUAUAAAUAAUUAGGAUGUAACCAUUUAAUACUCAGAGUUUAAAUAUGUCUGUAACAAUCAACCUCAGUACUGUCACUACAAUAUUACAUUCUGCAUAUGUCAUUCUAUUGUGUCAGAUACCAGUUUUUAGUGAGGUAUUUUUAAGGCACAUAGGAAAACAAAAUCGGUAAAUUAGUUAAGUUCCUUUCACCGUGAUUUGGAAACGAUAAAUCUUUAUAGAAUGAGACUUUUUGGACUAGCUUUUUUAUUGAAAAAAAAAGGUUCAAUUCGUGUUGGUAAUGACUGCAUUCAUAUUUAAUAAUGCUUGCUUUUCUCUGGCCACAUCAUUUUGAGCAUUAACCAGAAUACCUCUACUGUUAGCAAACUGUAGUUUAUUGCAGGUAUUUAAACUAUUUAACACAAGCCUAUGCAGUUCUUAAGGAGGAAAAUAAAUGAGAAGUGACUUAAGAGUGCCAUUGAGAAAAUGUUCCUACUUACCAUAAAAGAAUUCAGAAUACCUGACUGGUGUUAUCGUCUCUGAAACCUCUGGUUAAGUAUGGAUAAAUGUCUUAAGCAUAAAUUUGACCAGCUAACUGUCAUUUUUGGAAUAAGACUACAUGCUUAGAGUAAAAAAGAGCUAAACAGAAUGAUAAUCUUACAUGCGUCUUUCAUUCUUUUUAGUGUUAGGUCUCUACAUUUUAAUUACCCCAAAAUGCAAACUGUGGUAUUUGUUUUGUUUUCUUUUGUGU
Kogia breviceps (pygmy sperm whale) is the source of this 1232-nucleotide messenger RNA. RefSeq names its product transmembrane protein 167A (gene TMEM167A). Gene Ontology annotation, biological process: protein secretion; intracellular transport. Lineage: Eukaryota; Metazoa; Chordata; Mammalia; Artiodactyla; Physeteridae. The record is from RefSeq and is a predicted model, not a curated record.